AGCCCGCAGGGGCGGGUCCGAGGCGGGGCGUCGGCCUGCAGCCAGCCCGCCGCCAGCCCGCCCUCCCCCGGCCGGCUCCUCGGCGCCGCCUGGGGUCCUUUCCGCCCGGUACCGCCAGCCAGCCCCGUGCCCGUUCGGCCAGGCCUGGAGCCGAGCCCUCCGCCAUCAUGCCGGCCGUAUCCAAGGGCGAUGGCAUGCGCGGGCUUGCCGUGUUCAUCUCCGACAUCCGGAACUGCAAGAGCAAAGAGGCUGAGAUCAAGAGGAUCAACAAGGAACUGGCCAACAUCCGCUCCAAGUUCAAAGGGGACAAGGCCUUGGAUGGCUACAGUAAGAAGAAGUAUGUGUGUAAGCUGCUUUUCAUCUUCCUGCUUGGCCAUGACAUUGACUUUGGACACAUGGAGGCUGUGAACCUUCUAAGCUCCAACAAGUACACAGAGAAGCAGAUAGGGUACCUGUUCAUCUCAGUCCUGGUGAACUCGAACUCAGAGCUGAUCCGGCUCAUCAACAACGCCAUCAAGAAUGACCUGGCCAGCCGCAACCCCACCUUCAUGUGCCUGGCCUUGCACUGUAUCGCCAACGUGGGCAGCCGUGAGAUGGGCGAGGCCUUUGCCGCUGACAUUCCCCGAAUCCUGGUGGCUGGAGACAGCAUGGACAGUGUGAAGCAAAGUGCAGCCCUAUGCCUGCUUCGACUUUACAAGGCUUCACCUGACCUGGUGCCCAUGGGCGAGUGGACGGCACGUGUAGUGCACUUGCUCAAUGACCAACACAUGGGAGUGGUCACAGCCGCUGUCAGCCUUAUCACCUGCCUCUGUAAGAAGAAUCCGGAUGACUUCAAGACCUGUAUCUCCCUGGCUGUGUCUCGCCUGAGCCGGAUUGUCUCGUCUGCCUCCACCGACCUCCAGGACUACACCUAUUACUUCGUUCCUGCCCCCUGGCUCUCCGUGAAGCUGCUGCGGCUGCUGCAGAGCUACCCACCGCCAGAGGACGCGGCUGUGAAAGGGCGGCUGGUGGAGUGUCUCGAGACCGUGCUCAACAAAGCCCAGGAGCCCCCCAAGUCCAAGAAGGUGCAGCACUCCAACGCCAAGAACGCUAUCCUCUUUGAGACCAUUAGCCUCAUCAUCCACUAUGACAGUGAACCCAACCUCCUGGUCCGCGCCUGUAACCAGCUGGGCCAGUUCCUGCAGCACCGGGAGACGAACCUGCGCUACCUGGCCCUGGAGAGCAUGUGCACGCUGGCAAGCUCUGAGUUCUCCCAUGAGGCUGUCAAGACUCACAUUGAUACCGUCAUUAAUGCCCUCAAGACGGAGCGGGAUGUCAGUGUGAGGCAGAGGGCAGCCGACCUCCUGUAUGCCAUGUGUGACCGCAGCAAUGCCAAGCAAAUUGUGUCAGAGAUGCUGCGGUACCUCGAGACCGCAGACUAUGCUAUCCGAGAGGAGAUCGUGUUGAAGGUGGCCAUCCUGGCUGAGAAGUAUGCAGUAGACUAUAGCUGGUAUGUGGACACCAUCCUCAACCUCAUCCGCAUCGCAGGCGACUAUGUGAGCGAGGAGGUGUGGUACCGAGUGUUGCAGAUCGUCACCAACCGUGACGAUGUCCAGGGUUAUGCUGCCAAGACAGUGUUUGAGGCCCUCCAGGCCCCAGCCUGUCAUGAGAACAUGGUGAAGGUCGGUGGCUACAUCCUUGGGGAGUUUGGGAACUUGAUUGCUGGGGACCCACGCUCCAGCCCACCUGUCCAGUUCUCAUUGCUGCACUCCAAGUUCCACCUGUGCAGCGUGGCCACCCGCGCCCUGCUCUUGUCCACCUACAUCAAGUUCAUCAACCUCUUCCCUGAGACCAAGGCCACCAUCCAGGGCGUUCUGCGUGCCGGCUCCCAGCUGCGCAAUGCCGAUGUGGAGCUCCAGCAGCGGGCAGUGGAGUACCUCACCCUCAGCUCUGUAGCCAGCACUGAUGUUCUGGCCACUGUGCUAGAAGAAAUGCCUCCAUUUCCCGAGCGCGAGUCAUCUAUCCUGGCCAAGCUGAAGCGCAAGAAGGGCCCUGGGGCAGCCAGUGCCCUGGAUGACAGCCGUAGGGAUACCAGCAACAAUGACAUCAAUGGGGGUGUGGAGCCCACCCCCAGCACCUCGACGCCCUCGCCCUCCGCGGACCUCCUGGGGCUGCGGGCAGCCCCUCCCCCCGCUGCACCUCCAGUUCCUGUAGGUGGGAACCUCCUGGUGGAUGUCUUCUCUGACGGCCCCAAUGCACAGCCCAGCCUGGGGCCCACCCCUGAGGAGGCCUUCCUCAGCCCAGGUCCUGAGGACAUAGGCCCUCCCAUCCCAGAAGCGGAUGAACUGCUGAAUAAGUUCGUGUGUAAGAACAGUGGGGUCUUGUUUGAGAACCAGCUGCUGCAGAUUGGAGUCAAGUCCGAGUUCCGGCAGAACCUGGGCCGAAUGUAUCUCUUCUAUGGCAACAAGACUUCUGUGCAGUUCCAGAGCUUCUCGCCCACCGUGGUCCACCCUGGAGACCUCCAGACUCAUAUCCUCUGCUCUUGGCCCUGAUAGUGCCCCAACCCACCCCUGUAGGCCCCUGGGAAGCAGACACUCAGGUCCAUACCUGUUCAGCCCUCACUAUGAAUUAGGCGUAUGUUACCUCUAAGACUAUGUAUGCAUAGUAGGUAGGCCUCUACCCAGGGACAGAUGACAGAGACCCAAUGUACAGGAUGUAUGACUUCCAGCACCCCAACUACCCCUGCCAGCACCUUACCUUUGCUGAUGUGGUCUGUAUGAGGCUUCAUGCUAUGGGGCUAGGGGCUCCUGCACUCAGGUUACCCAGGGAUGCUGCAUGCACUGGUAGUCCUGGAGUACCACAGCUGAGUGACUUGCUUCCUAACGCCCCAGAAAAGUAGCUCCCCCUCUUUCUGCUUAUGAGGACCUUUUGUUGUUUUUGAAACUGUACGAUGCAGCCUAGGCUGGCUUCCACUCACUCUACAGAUUGGGCUGGCUUUGAAUUCAAGGUGAGCCGUCUGCUCCUACCUGUGCUUAUAGGUGUGCACCAGUAAGCCCAGCUUCCUGGGAUGUUCUGGAAGGUGUAUCAGAGCCAGGCCCCCCUCCCCCUUCUAUGGUCCUCAGUCCACAUGUGUGAGACCAGAACAACUAGUCCUUCACCCUCUGCUUCGUCCACCAGCUUUCCAGAGCCAGGGCAGACUGCUCUAUGUCUGAAGCAGGGCAGGCCAGGCCAGGCCAGGUAGGGUAUAGGAACCAGCCAGCCUGGCACUUACAUGUUCUUGUCAUGGGGUCAGGCCUGAGUACAGAUGGUGACACUAAUUACGUCCAUCUGGGUGCACGGCCACUGCUCCUCAGACAGACAUGUCCUGAUGGUGGAUGGUUUCAGUGGCUCCCCAGGACAUUUCACAUGGACCCAGUUUGUACUUGAGGCUAAGAAAAUACUGUGAUGCCCAUCAUGGUCCAUGAGGUUAGUCACCCAUUGGAGCCAGGAGUGGAGGCCAGAAGGAGAUUCCUAAGUGUCUCAGAUGCCCCAGGACAAAGAGUGUGGGAGUUAGAUGUAGGGGAGUCUGUGGUUGGCCCUCAGAACCUCUGGUGUACCCCGGUUGGGGCUGCCCCAAGACGCCCUCAGCUUGUGCCACCUGUCCCUAGCCAGCUUCC
Molecule: messenger RNA, 3635 nt
Organism: Peromyscus eremicus (cactus mouse)
Lineage: Eukaryota; Metazoa; Chordata; Mammalia; Rodentia; Cricetidae
Gene: Ap2a1
Product: adaptor related protein complex 2 subunit alpha 1
Exons: 18
Coding region: 168-2531 (787 amino acids)
Biological process (GO): clathrin-dependent endocytosis; intracellular protein transport
Cellular component (GO): Golgi apparatus; AP-1 adaptor complex; AP-2 adaptor complex
Molecular function (GO): clathrin-cargo adaptor activity
Source: RefSeq, a predicted model, not a curated record